Messenger RNA from Dentiscutata heterogama, 298 nucleotides. The record is from the annotation of a GenBank genome assembly. NCBI's taxonomy places the organism in Eukaryota, Fungi, Glomeromycota, Glomeromycetes, Diversisporales, Gigasporaceae.
AUGAAAAACGAAAAAUCCACAUAUCGUAAAAAAGAAUUCGAAGCAUAUCCCUCUACUAACACUAGAUCAUAUUUUUUUCCGAUCAGUGUAUUGAUUUUCAUUAUUUCCAUAAUAAUCUAUAAAUUUUUAACUUUUGGUCCUUUUGCGCCACUACCAUGUCGAUUAUUAAGAAUAGGGUGUAUUGAUAUAGAAGUGCAAGGAUAUGUAGCACCAGAAUUUAUUGAUGCAAAAAAAGCAUUUAUAAAAAAUUUUGAAACUGGAGGUGAAGUUGGAGCAAGUGUUGCGGCUUACUAUAAUG